AUGUGUUUGGCCACGAAAAGAGAGCACUCUGGCGGAUUAAUCAACCCGUCAUUCAAGAGACAGCAGCGCAAUAACAAGUGCAGCUCCGAAUAUGCCUGUCUGGGCCAUCUCGUGAACUUGAUACCUGGUAAAGAACAACAAGUUGAAAUAUCGAAUAGGAGCGUUACUACGAUAGGUCGAAGUAGGUCGUGCGAUGUCAUACUCAACGAGCCUGAUAUCUCGACUUUCCAUGCAGAGUUUCAUCUGCUGCAAAUGAAUGUGGAUAGCUUCCAAAGAAAUUUGAUCAAUGUUAUUGAUAAAAGCAGAAACGGAACUUUCAUUAAUGGCAACCGUUUGGUGAAGAAAGACUACAUCUUGAAAAACGGUGAUAGAAUUGUCUUUGGUAAGAGUUGUUCCUUUCUGUUUAAGUAUGCAUCCUCGUCCUUCGCAGAUUUGGAAAAUGAUGAUGGAAGUGCAGGCCCAGAGACACACCCGUCUAAGAACGGCGACGACGUCUUCAAAAAACCACAAAUAGGUGCUGCAAGUAGCCAAAAUUCUAUCAUUGGUUCUGUCCCUAAGAAAACGAUCAAGACAAAACCUGUUUCCUUUUUUGAUAAAUACCUACUCGGUAAAGAGUUAGGUGCAGGGCAUUAUGCCUUGGUAAAGGAGGCUAAAAAUAAAAAAAGUGGUCAACAAGUGGCGGUGAAGAUAUUUCACGCCCAACAAAAUGAUGAUCAAAAGAAGAAUAAACAAUUUAGAGAGGAAACUAAUAUUUUAAUGAGAGUACAUCAUCCAAACAUUGUUAACCUACUAGAUAGUUUUGUAGAACCGAUCAGCAAAUCUCAGAUACAGAAAUAUUUAGUGCUGGAGAAGAUCGAUGAUGGUGAAUUAUUCGAAAGAAUCGUCAGGAAAACAUGUCUAAGACAAGAUGAGUCAAAGGCCCUAUUCAAACAAUUACUAACCGGGUUGAAGUACUUACAUGAACAAAAUAUCAUUCAUAGGGACAUCAAGCCUGAAAAUAUCCUACUGAACAUUACAAGGCGCGAAAAUUCAAAUCAAGCCCAACUGGGCCCAUGGGAUGAAGAUGAAAUUGAUAUUCAAGUUAAGAUAGCAGAUUUUGGCCUGGCAAAAUUUACAGGUGAAAUGCAGUUCACGAAUACUCUUUGUGGUACUCCAUCUUAUGUGGCACCUGAAGUUCUCACAAAGAAGGGAUAUUCAUCAAAAGUAGAUCUUUGGAGUGCAGGUGUCAUACUGUAUGUAUGCUUGUGUGGUUUCCCGCCAUUCAGUGAUCAAUUAGGGCCACCUUCAUUAAAGGAGCAGAUCUUGCAAGCUAAAUAUGCGUUUUACUCUCCAUACUGGGACAAAAUCGAUGAUUUGGUAUUGCAUUUGAUUUCUAAUCUUUUGGUCUUAAAUCCUGAUGAAAGAUAUAAUAUCGAUGAGGCCAUGGACCAUCCUUGGUUCAAAGACCUACAGCAACAAAAUUCAGUCUCAUUGGAAUUGCAACGUUUACAAAUUACUGACAAUAAAGUACCCAAGACAUACUCCGAAUUGUCUUGCCUCUGA
This is a messenger RNA of Saccharomyces kudriavzevii IFO 1802, 1542 nucleotides long. RefSeq names its product serine/threonine protein kinase DUN1 (gene DUN1). The record is from RefSeq and is a predicted model, not a curated record. Gene Ontology annotation, molecular function: protein serine/threonine kinase activity; protein binding; ATP binding. Gene Ontology annotation, biological process: protein phosphorylation; mitotic DNA damage checkpoint signaling. Bases 1 to 1542 code for a protein of 513 amino acids. Gene Ontology annotation, cellular component: nucleus. NCBI's taxonomy places the organism in Eukaryota, Fungi, Ascomycota, Saccharomycetes, Saccharomycetales, Saccharomycetaceae. The transcript has a single exon.